This is a messenger RNA of Rubroshorea leprosula, 584 nucleotides long. The record is from the annotation of a GenBank genome assembly. Lineage: Eukaryota; Viridiplantae; Streptophyta; Magnoliopsida; Malvales; Dipterocarpaceae.
AUCAUCGUGAUUGAGGAUGUCGACUGUUAUGAAGAGGUCCACGCUCGAUCCAACACAAUAGUAGAUGUCAACCUUCCUCAAUUGGGUGCCCAAAAAAAUAAGCGUGAAUCGUCUACACUUUGUGGUCUGGCUGCGGGGAGGAGAGGAUCAUCAUAUUCACUACUAACCACAAGGAUAAGAUUGACCCUGCAUUGCAUCGUCCUGGCCGUAUGGAUAUGCAUAUUGAGUUGUCCUACCUAAAGCCGUCGGCUUUUUCCGUGCUGGCCUACAACUACCUAGGUCUCCGUGACGGCGACUACCCUCUUGAAGAAAUCCAGAACUUGAUGGAGUACACAGAGGUGACUCCUGCUUCUGUUGCGGAGGAAUUGUUGAGGAGCGACGAUGUAAAUGUCGCCCUUGGUGGAGUUGUUGAAUUACUUAAGCGGAAGAGGACGGCGGAGGUCAACGACGGUGAAGACGAAGGUGCAGCAAAGAGGAGAAAAUUAUCUGACUCUUGAAAUGUUCCUCUGAUUUUGGGUUCUGUAUAGUCAUUUGACGCCUUUGGGGACUGUUAAUUCAGGGGUUCUGGGCGCUUUAGGGUUAUU